AUGACUUCCGCACCGAGAAACAUAUCCAACCGUCCAGCACUACCGGUCUAUCAUGCCGAAUGCGAUGCCCCCAGCUUUCCCACCAAAACUCAGGCAUAUUCUGAGAGUGAAAGUCCUGACGCUCUCACUCCGAUUUCGUCCACCAGUGGCCAACCUGCCACUCCGGCUGACAGCGAAACCAGCGGGUCUGCAAUCAGCGAAGUCACCGCCAAACUGCACCCUGACCUUGACCGGAAGCUGGAAGCCCUCGUCUUUGCGGAGGAAAUAGUACCUCCUCGUGGACAGUCUGCGGAUGAUCUUCCCACCGAAGUGCCUGCCCCGACUUCGAGAGAUCCGUUCGGAUUCGUGUGUGCCUUUGGGUUCACGGGAUCAUUCGACGAGCCACCGGCCGUUCCCAGGACGAAAGGUGCCUUCCUCACUGCAAUCAGAGGCGAGAUUGAGGGAAUCGGCAUGAUCCAGAGAGGGCUUCAGUCGUACCAGAACGCCAUCAAUUCCCGAAAAUACCAUACCUUCAGCCCCAGAUUUCUCAUCGAUCAGAAUACUGCCACUGUGAUUACACUCGACCAGUUGGAUCAAAUAACGACCCACUUGAAGAAACUCGAGGAGGAAGUUCAAGAGAUGGAGAAUGAAGAGGAGGUCCGGGAGGAACUUAUGGAGGCGUUCAGGCAAGCGCAACCUUGGGUGAUGCGUACACGGGCCAUCCUACGACAUUGCCAUGUUUUCUACAAGAUCAAUUUCGUCCUGGCCACUGGGACGCAGAACACACAGCAUUGA
Molecule: messenger RNA, 774 nt
Organism: Cladophialophora psammophila CBS 110553
Lineage: Eukaryota; Fungi; Ascomycota; Eurotiomycetes; Chaetothyriales; Herpotrichiellaceae
Exons: 1
Coding region: 1-774 (257 amino acids)
Source: RefSeq, a predicted model, not a curated record